AUGCUGAAGGUGCUGAAGACAGAAUCUGAAGCUGAAGCCCUUAACAUUCGUAUUACAGGAGAACAGAUCCGCACUAAGGCUGUUAGGGUACUGAUGGGGAUUUUCAUCUACGACCCUGAGACCAAUGACCCCUCAAUCAAAGCUGAAGCUGAAGCUGAUGCCGAGGUUGAAGCUGAGGUUGAUGCUAAUGAAAAAAGAAAGGCAGAAGACGCUGAAAUACAGAACAGCACAUCUCUGGAAGAAGACGAGGCUGAAGCAGAGAGUAAAGCUGUUGCUGAAGCUGCUGUUGAAGAUAAGGUUGAAGCUGAUGCUGAAGCUGAGUCUAAAACUGAGAUUGAAACUGAGGCUGAAGCCGAGGCUGGGGUUGAAACUGAAGCUGAGGUUGAAGCUGAGACUGAAGCUAAGUUUGAGGCUGGGGCUGAAGCUGUUGCUGAUGCUGAAAUUGAGGUUAAAGCUGACGCUGAAGCUGAGUUUGAAGCUGAGUUUGAGGCUGAGGUUGAAGCUGAAGCUGCGGUUGAGGCUGAGUUUGAAGCUGAGGUUGAAGCUAAUCCUGAGGCUGAGUUUGAGGCUGAGGCUGAAGCUGAGUUUGAGGCUGAGGCUGAAGCCGAGGUUGAAGCUAAUCCUGAGGUUGAAGCUGAGGUUGACGCUGACCAAGAUGAAGCUGAACCUGAAGCUGUAGUUGAGGCUGAAGCUAACGCUGAACCUGAAGCUGAACCUGAAGCUGUAGUGGAGGCUGAAGCUGACGCUCAACCUGAUGCUGAGGUUGAAGCUGAAGCUGAACCUGAACCUGAACCUGAAGCUGAAGCUGUAGUUGAUGCUGAACCUGAAGCUGUAGUGGAGGCUGAACCUGACGCUGAACCUGAGGUUGAAGCUGUAGUGGAGGCUGAAGCUGACGCUGAACCUGAAGCUGAGGUUGAAGCUGAAGCUGAAGCUGAAGCUGAACCUGAACCUGAAGCUGUAGUGGAGGCUGAACCUGAAGCUGAACCUGAAGCUGAAGCUGUAGUUGAUGCUGAACCUGAGGCUGAACCUGAAGCUGCAGCUGCUGCUGAAGAAAGAAAGCCAGAAGACAGUGAAACAGAGAACAGCACAUCUCUGGUAAACACCAACGAGACGGACGAGCCUGCUGAAAGCACCAGGAAAGGAGACGAGAAAAAGAAAAGGACCAGGAGAGGAACACGAGGCAGAGGCAGAAAGAUCAAUUACAGAAAGUUCCAGGACAACAAAGCAGAAACAGAGAAGCUGAAAGAGGUGGAUGAUGGAGCGGAGGCUGAAGCCAUCAGUGAACUGAUGAACGUCCUCCUGGAUGAGACGGAGGAAUCCAAUGGCCAGUCUCUGGCAGGAGAAAGUGGGGAGAUCGUGAUGAGUGCCGACGCUGAAGCUGAGGCUGAAGCCUUUAAUGAUUUCCUGACCGUCCUCCUGGAGGAGAUAAGCGACGAGAUCAACCUGCCUCUGGGGAUGCUGAAAGAGGUGGAUGAUGGGGCGGAGGCUGAAGCCAUCAACCAGCUCCUGAACGUCCUCCUGGAUCAGUCAGGGGAAAUGAUCGACCUGCCUCUGGGUAAGUAA
This is a messenger RNA of Pangasianodon hypophthalmus (striped catfish), 1563 nucleotides long. RefSeq names its product protein TsetseEP-like. Bases 1 to 1563 code for a protein of 520 amino acids. The record is from RefSeq and is a predicted model, not a curated record. Lineage: Eukaryota; Metazoa; Chordata; Actinopteri; Siluriformes; Pangasiidae. The transcript is spliced from 8 exons.